GUGAAAAAAAAAACGGACAAAAAACAAAAGCCACUUACGAUUAUUGUUGUUUUUAUUUUAGUUGUUGUUCUUUCAAAUGGAAUUUCUAAUCGAUAAUUUUCUUAUCAAAACUACGAAUGAUUCAUUCAAUUUUUUGAUUCAAAAUAUUUUUAAUUGUGGAAUUUUAUAGAGUAGGAAAAAACUCUAAAGACUGAAACAAAAAGUUUUCGGUCAAAUUUUUUUUUUGUGUACUUACAACCUAAUUAAUUUAUUUUAAUUUAAAAAAUGGAGCCUAAUACUCCAUUAAUUCAAGCGAAUUCACAUAAUAUACAAGAAGAAUCAUUAGAUUGUGGUUUAAAGUCAAUUGGAUGGUGUGGCGGUUCAAAAUGCCAAAAUUUAGCAACAUCACGAAAUUUUAUAAUUGCUUUUGCAGUUGUUACAGCCCUUCAGGGUGCUGUUAUGACAUAUUUUCGAUUAUCAGCACAACAAGCUGGUAUGGAUCUAGGAUUUGAUCCUUAUAUUAUAGAUUGGUUAUUAGUGAGUGUGGGGUUAACACAAGGUGUAAUUGCAUUUGGUUUAGUAUUUUAUUCACAAAGAUUUCAUCCGAUGUCCUGGAUUAGUGGAUUUAUAUUGUUAGAAGCAGCUUUUGCAAUUAUUACCAUUAUACCAGCAUUGCAUUUUUUACCAAAUCAAGGAGAACAGAGUCGCCCGGUGUACGCCCCACCAUUAUGUAUACGUGAUUCUUAUAAAUCUGAAAUUGAAAAACCUCAUGGUGUUGUUACACUUAUUCUUCUAUUCGUACUACAUUCAGUUAUUUCCAUUACAAAUGCAAUAAUUUAUUGUAUUGGAUAUUCCUACAUCGAUGAUAAUUCAAAACCAAAAAAUGCAGCAAUUUUGCUUGGCAUUGGAUUAGCAGCACAUUUUUGGGGCGCACAAUUAGGAGCUGCAGUUUCACUUCAAGUAGAUGCAUUACCAUUAGGUUGGUGGUUAGGAUGGGUAAUAAUAGUUCCAUUAUUAAUUAUUUCUGCCAUUAUUAUUGGAUUGUUUCCAAGAAAAUUAGUUAGAACUAUUGUAAGACAAGCAGCUGAUUUAAUAAUACAAAGAAUGUCACAACCAAACCUAAUUGAAUCAGUUGAAUAUGUUAAAGAAUUUACAUUCUUUCCGACAUUAAAAAGGUUAAUUACCAACAGAACUUUAAUGUUCAAUUUAUUAGCUUUCACAUUUUUGGAAACAGUAUUAAUAAAUUUUUCACUGCAAGAAGAAGAAUAUAUGCAAUCGAGAUUUUUUAUUGCAACUAGCGAAGCUAAUGGUCUUCUAGAUGAAUGGAUGUCAAGAUUUUUAUUGAUUAUAUUAAAACCUCCUAUACUUGGAUUUACAAUUUUAUUUGCUGCUUUUAUUGUAGCUAAACUUCAACCUUCUGCAAAAAGUUUAGCAGCAUGGAAUGCAAUAGUUGAAAUUUUAGUUUGCUUAUUUUUUGUUUCUUACAUAUUUUUACAUUGUUCAUCAGAAACACUAACACAGUCGUAUAAGAAUAAUAAAGUAAUGCAACCAGAUUGUUCAACGGAUUGUUAUUGUGGCGAUGAUGUCCUGUUUAUGCCAGUUUGUACAGAAAGAGAAAAGAAAACAUAUUUUUCACCUUGUCAUGCUGGUUGCAAUGCAAGCUAUACCAUCAACAAUGUUGUGAUGUACAAAAAUUGCCUCUGUGGCUCAAAUCACGAAAGCCCAUUCCCAAAUGGAGUAGUUACAUCGGGAGCGUGCAAUUUCCAGGAUUGCCGGAAUAUAUGGCUUAUAUAUCAAGCUUUAGCAUUAGUUGCGGCUAUCCUUUUGGCAUCAUGUGAAGUAAAUAGAAUGCUAAUAACAUUCAGAAGUGUUUUGCCUCAAGAUAAGGCACUUGCUUUGUCUAUGGAAAUAACAAUUGCUGGUCUUUUUGUUAACAUUCCUGGAAAAUUAGCAUAUGAUUAUAUUGCAAGUUCAACAUGUGAAUAUUAUUCUCAAAGUUUAAGAAAAUGUGCAUUACAACAAUCCCCAUUACAUGGAAACAUUUUAAAUAUUGUGUCCGCUAUCCUUUUUGCGAUAUCUGCAGUUUUUGACAUACUAAAUGCUAUUUUCAUUAAAGAUAUAGAUUGUUUUACAAAAACUAAAAUAAAUAAAAGUGAUGGUAUUAUUCCAGUUCCACUGCAACCAAUGAAUUCAAGAGUUGAUCAAACUGAUGUAAACGAAAAUUCAAAUACAGGAAAUGAAAACGAAAUAAAUCCAGGACAACGACAACCGCAAACACAAUAUAAUUCAUAUUUAAGAAAUUAUCAGGAUAGUUCUCCUGAUUCAAGUUUAUUUCAAAAUUCACCGCGUCGUAUUGGCGGUAGACGUUCAAGAAGUCCAGUUAGUUCACAAAGUUCUAUAGUUAAUCCAAAUAUUCAAUAUGAAGAAGUAGCUAAUGAAAACGCAAGUUCACCCAAACGUUUAUCACCACAAAAUCAAAAUGUAAAUUACGCUCAAGUUAUGUUUGAAUUUAAAAAGAAGUCAAAAUCAAAAGAAAUAGAUCCAGUAUCAGAAGAACAAGAAGUUGUGCCAAAAUCAUUAAGUCCAGUAUCAGAGCAAACAACAAGUAAUAUUGGUAGUGAUUUAGAUGAAAAUUUAGAUUUUAGGUUACAAAGAGAUCAACCGAUAACUAGACAAGAUAUGGAUGCUGAUGACGAGCUCUCUGAAUUGGAUACUAAACAAAAAAAUGGAAAAGUAAAAGCUAAAGAAACUUCAUUCUAAGACUUUAUAAAAAAAAUUAUGAUUUAGUUUAUAGUUCACAUUGUAUAUGACAUUUUUAAUUUUUUAGAAGAACAAAAAAUUUCUUCGAUUAAUAAGUUCAUUUUGGUUUUUGUAAUUUUAGAAAAUUUUAUUAAAUCUUAAAAAAAAAAUUUG
Molecule: messenger RNA, 2892 nt
Organism: Condylostylus longicornis
Lineage: Eukaryota; Metazoa; Arthropoda; Insecta; Diptera; Dolichopodidae
Gene: Oatp33Eb
Product: solute carrier organic anion transporter family member 74D
Exons: 6
Coding region: 265-2739 (824 amino acids)
Biological process (GO): transmembrane transport; sodium-independent organic anion transport
Cellular component (GO): membrane
Molecular function (GO): protein binding
Source: RefSeq, a predicted model, not a curated record